GUUUGCUCCAUACGAUCACAAUCUUGCAAAUACGGAGACGGUCAUUGACGCGGCAACGACUCAAUUGAGACACCGUGUCAGCUCUAUGCGAAUCGAUUCUUUUCUUUCCCUCUUUUGUUCUCCAUUUUGACUUUUUCUUAACCUUUCUUCUGCCAGAAUCCUUUCCAGCCCGUGGCACGCUCUUCUCAUACAACAGCACCCAAAUUAUGCUUCAUAGAUAAUCCUCAAAUCCCGUAUCCAUUUCUCUCACUGCUGAAAUGGGAGAUCACGGUCGCGUGGCCGAGAUUCUCGGUCGAAUCGCCUAUGAAUUUUCUCUCAUCCAACCGUUUCUACCAACCUAUUUGCAUCUUCUCGCAUCCGCUCUCUUUCCAAUCUACGCCGGCUCUCAUGCCUCUCUUUCCAGACCGACAUCUGCAGCAAAGCGAGGAGAACACAGAUCUGCUGGAAAAGUGGACACAUCUCACGACAGCGAGGACGAGAGUGACGAAGAUGAGACCGAAGAAGUUGUCCAAAAGCUAGAAGGGUUUUCGCCUUCCGAUGCCAUUACUAUACCAGUGUUUGCAGGAACUGUCUUGGCUGGGCUCUACUUUCUUAUCAAAUGGCUGAAAGAUCCUUCUAUCAUCAACAAGCUUUUGAAUUGGUACUUUUCCGUGUUUGGUGUCUUCACGGUUGCCCGACUCGUCGGAGACACUCUUAAAAUCUUGACGUCCUUUGUCUUUCCGAAACGCUGGGCUGAUGGUGGCAUGAUCUGGCGCAUUAGCAAGGAGCGCAACAAGAUUGUUAGAGCGGAAGCGCCCUCAGAAAGUCAUUCAGUCUCCCAAAAUGAACGCUCAACGCCGCUCCCAGGCCGACUCUCCAGACUUUCUUUAUCGUCGCAGCCUUCCCGCCUCCUGUGGCUUGUUCGAUCACUUCUAACUGAGCAUUGGACGCUGAUAGCAUAUACCCGGAUCUUCAAUGAGGCUCUUUUCGCAAAAAUGGCAUUUGGGAUUCAAGAUGUCACUGGCUUCGUGGUUGGGUUGGCUGUGGUUGUGUACUACAACACCAUGAACACCUCUUGGUUCCUGACAAAUCUGAUGGGGUUCGGCUUUUCAUAUGGAGCUCUCCAACUCAUGUCACCCACGACUUUUUGGACCGGAACCUUGAUUCUCGGAGCUCUUUUCUUCUACGACAUUUAUUUUGUCUUUUUCACUCCCAUCAUGGUCACGGUUGCCACAUCUCUCGAUAUUCCCAUCAAGCUUCUUUUCCCGCGCCCUGCUGCGCCGGGAACUGAUCCGAGCAAAACUAGUUUAGCUAUGCUCGGGCUAGGCGAUGUCGUGCUUCCAGGAAUCAUGAUUGGCCUGGCCCUUCGAUUCGAUUUGUACAUGCAUUACAAAAGGAAGCAGACUAGGCAAGUCAAGCGUGAUGAUGGAAAUGGUGCUACAUCUCCAGAAAAAGAGCCAGACCACUCAACGUUGAUCAAAGCCAAAUAUGUAUGUGCUACGGGAGGCUGGGGUGAACGAUUCUGGGUCGGCCGGUCCGGGGCUGCCUCGCAGGAUGGAUCUUUCUCUAAGCCUUACUUUCACGCGAGUUUAGCUGGCUACAUCCUUGGUAUGAUUGCCACCGUCGGCGUCAUGCAGAUCGCAGGUCAUGCUCAGCCCGCUCUGCUGUAUCUUGUCCCGGGAGUGUUGGGGGCGAUAUGGGGAACUGCUCUUGUUCGAGGUGAAAUCAAAGAAAUGUGGAACUUUUCAGAGGCUGGUGAAGACAACACUUCCGAAAAACAUAAGAAAGAUGAGGAAAAGGAAUCGGCAUCUGCAAAAUCGCCAGUGCAGCGUGAACAGGAGAAAGAAUCGUCCGAAGAGGGCGAGAAGUCGCGGAAUGAUGGGGAAAAAGCUGUGUCUAGUGCACGGAACAAACACGGCAAAGAUCGUCCGGCGAAAUUUUCUGCCAAACAAUUCUUAAAGGAGCGAGCUGAGAAGAAUGAUCUGGUUUACUUCACUAUUACCGCUCCACGUCUCACGACACCCUCAACGACAAAAUCGCCCGAGACUGCUAACGCAAAGGAAAAGGCCGGAGCCCGUCCCCUCACACUCGAAGAAGAGCUCAGCCUUGCUGCAAAAGAAGAAAACGAUUCUGAUGCACCUUGCACGAGCAGCAAGCAUCCUCACUCCAUCGACGCAAUCACUGAUUGGGAUUAUAUGCCCGCAGCAAAGCGUAUGAGGAUCUCAAACCGCAACCUUAAAUGAGAUAUUUGCUACAAGGAUUGAAGUCGCAAAAAUUAGAGUUUUCAAAGGCGUUGGUUUCUCGAAGGAAGCUAUUCUCCUUACCUUUAAAAUUGUGCUCGACUGAUGUAAUAUCGCAUUAUUGCAUCCUGUAGUAUCGUUGCACGGCAUAGCAUAGCAUAACAUAGCGAUUUUCUUUAGCCAGAAGACCA
Molecule: messenger RNA, 2410 nt
Organism: Xylona heveae TC161
Lineage: Eukaryota; Fungi; Ascomycota; Xylonomycetes; Xylonales; Xylonaceae
Exons: 2
Coding region: 258-2222 (654 amino acids)
Biological process (GO): membrane protein proteolysis
Cellular component (GO): membrane; cytoplasmic side of endoplasmic reticulum membrane; lumenal side of endoplasmic reticulum membrane
Molecular function (GO): aspartic endopeptidase activity, intramembrane cleaving
Source: RefSeq, a predicted model, not a curated record